AUGACGGCGCCGCUCGGGCUCCCCCCGCGCUGGCCCGACGCGCUCGGCUGCCGCUGCGAGGACGCCCCGCGGGAGAAGCCGCGCAUGGAGAGCUUGGGCCACUGCCGGGAGAGCUUGGGCCACUGCCGGGAGAGCCUGGGCCACUGCCGGGAGAUGCUGCCGCACGCCGGGCUGGCCGCCCCGGCCGGCGCCGCCGCGGACGGAGCCGCGUACGCGGAGCUGGCGAGCGCGGAGCCGCCGCGGCAGUGCCCGUCGGGCUCGCUGGGCUACGGCGGCUACCCCUUCGCGCCGGGCUACUACGGCUGCCGCCUGGCCGGCGUCAACCUGCAGCAGAAGCCCUGCGGCUACCACCCGCCCGACAAGUUCGCCGAGGCCGGCGGGCCGCUGGCGGGCGAGGAGCUGCCGGCGCGGGCCAAGGAGUUCUCGUUCUACCCGGGCUUCCCGGGCUCCUACCAGGCCGUGCCGGGCUACUUGGACGUGUCGGUGGUGCCGGCGCUGGGCGCGCACCCGGAGCCGCGGCACGAGGCUUUGCUUCCCAUGGAAGGCUACCAGCCCUGGGCGCUGGCCAACGGCUGGGACGGGCAGGUUUACUGCUCCAAGGAGCAGGCGCAGCCCGCGCACCUCUGGAAGUCGCCGUUCCCAGACGUGGUGCCGCUGCAGGCCGAGCCCAGCCCGUUCCGCCGGGGCCGCAAGAAGCGCGUUCCGUACACGAAGCCGCAGCUGAAGGAGCUGGAGCGCGAGUUCGCCGCCAGCCGCUUCAUCACCAAGGAGAAGCGGCGCCGCAUCUCGGCGGCCACGAGCCUGAGCGAGCGCCAGGUCACCAUCUGGUUCCAGAACCGCCGCGUCAAGGAGAAGAAGGUGGUCACCAAAGCCAAGCCGGGCCACCUGCACGCCACCUGA
Messenger RNA from Vidua chalybeata, 900 nucleotides. RefSeq names its product homeobox C13 (gene HOXC13). The record is from RefSeq and is a predicted model, not a curated record. The transcript has 2 exons. Bases 1 to 900 code for a protein of 299 amino acids. Lineage: Eukaryota; Metazoa; Chordata; Aves; Passeriformes; Viduidae. Gene Ontology annotation, molecular function: RNA polymerase II cis-regulatory region sequence-specific DNA binding; DNA-binding transcription factor activity, RNA polymerase II-specific. Gene Ontology annotation, biological process: regulation of transcription by RNA polymerase II.